Messenger RNA from Dendroctonus ponderosae (mountain pine beetle), 1953 nucleotides. RefSeq names its product gamma-interferon-inducible lysosomal thiol reductase. The record is from RefSeq and is a predicted model, not a curated record. NCBI's taxonomy places the organism in Eukaryota, Metazoa, Arthropoda, Insecta, Coleoptera, Curculionidae. Bases 1195 to 1830 code for a protein of 211 amino acids. The transcript is spliced from 4 exons. Gene Ontology annotation, molecular function: oxidoreductase activity, acting on a sulfur group of donors, disulfide as acceptor.
AUGGUGGUGGCGUUUUCUUUUUUAUCAUUGCCACGAGCAGCUAGGGAGGGGUUAGGUCCACUCACACAGAGCCGCGCAUGUGUGGGUAAGGUUGAUACAAUGACGUGCGUCUGUUGCCUCAAGGUUAGUUGCUUUUGGCUAGAUUUACUCCUCGCAUUGCAUCUCUUGGCUCGUACUAUACCGUGAGAAUUGGGAAAUGUCAUAGUGACAUAGUCACGCGAUCUGGGCAGUAAAAUCAAGAUCCCCACGCCUCCUAGAGUACCUAUACCGAAGCCGUAACCACGAGAGUCGUUGAACUGCAGACGCUUUGCUGUUUGUGCCACGAGCUGGUCCGAGGUGACGGCUUUCGAUCCAGAUUCUCGGUUUUUAUGCCACUACCUUUACGUAUCUGCCCGGUCUUUCCCCUAUCCGCCACCUGGGAACGCACCCGAUGGGUCGCUCAAGCUGCACGGGAAAUAUCUAAUCUAAUAUCAGAGUAUUUUAUUGACUAGCAUACCUAUACCGUCCGUGUUCGUGUCAAGUGCGUGUUCGUAUCUUUGUUGUUUAAAUAUGGGACGUGUCCUCAUUUUACGAAUACUUGUGUUUAGCUCUGCUCGUCGACGCACACGCCUUAAUUCGUCCAUUUUACAUGCGAGAGUUCUUCCUGUUCAUCUAUUUGAUGAAUCGACUUCGUAGUCCUUAUGUUAAACGUGGCUGUAUGUAACUUACUUGAUCUGUGGUUCUGGUUGGAAGGUUGUAACCAAUUGUUGCAUCCCCUAGAAUCCUUGAGAUAGCCUUUUUGCAAAAGGUAGGAGUUGUCGCAAGAUGAUCUACCCAUCCGGGUACACUUCUCGUUGUUAUAAAAUUCUCCAUUUGAAUGCUUCUGGCAUUCCCUUUUAUUACUUAUAUUGAAAUCCGUCAAAUAAACCUAGAAAUUGCAUCGGCUAUUUAGUCAUUUGGAUAUCCUAUAGCGUUUUUAAUGGAGCCAUUAUUUCCAGUAAGUACCAUAAAUCAUUGGUGAGUGUGUGUUAUUUUAUCGUUGUAGUUACCUCAUUACAUUUUUUAAGCAAACAAGGCAGGCUGAUUGAUCUUUAGUUGUUUUAUCUUUGAAAUUGCUUUAUCACUAAUAUGCAAACUUGAAGUAUUUGUACAGUUGCUUAUAUUAAAGUAAUUCGCUCAAACGCGUUUAUUAUUAUUAUAGAUUUUAUUGUCAUAAUGAAAUUCGUUACUUGCUUCAUUUUUGUUUCAGUGGCGUUAGGAUUUCAAAUUUCGGCAGCAGUGAAGGUUUCCGUCUAUUAUGAGACUCUGUGCCCAUAUAGUAUAGCCUUUAUUAGCAAUCAGCUUCAUCCAAACUACAAGAUAUUUGACAAUCUUAUUGAACUGGAAUUAAUUCCCUAUGGUCACGCUACAGAGGAAAUUGUUGAUGGUAUGAAAACAUUUACGUGUCAACAUGGAACAGAUGAAUGCUAUGGAAAUACAGUUCAUGGAUGUGUCAUCGAAUAUCAGAACAUCUCCACAAGCGAAUUAUUUGUUUUUUGUGGGCAGAGCUCAAGUAGUCCCGCAUCUCUAGAAAUAUUGGAAAAAUGUGCUAUGGACAAUGAAAUCCCAUGGUCCGAUAUCGAAAGUUGUCUAUCAUCAGGUCAAGGAGAAGAUAUUCUGGAAAAACAUGGCCAGAAAACUGAUCUUCUGAAUCCUACAGGAAUUCCAACAAUUGUCUUUAAUGAUGUGUUUAAUGAUGAUGAUUGGAGAGAAUCGUUAAACGAUUUUAAAGCAGUUUUAUGUAAAUAUUUGGAAAAUGAACCGGAUAAGUGUAAAAGUUCGCUUUAUCAUUUUGAUGCUGAAAUUAAAUGAAUCCGUUUAGCAUUUGACGACGGUAAAACAAUUUUUAAGCAGCUCCCCUGUUCUCAUUCUUGUCCUUUUACACGGCGGCAAAGGUAACAUAAUUUUGAAAUUAAUAAAUACUUUGUUAUUGAA